This is a messenger RNA of Musa acuminata AAA Group (dessert banana), 1071 nucleotides long. Its product is annotated as disease resistance protein BAK6-like. NCBI's taxonomy places the organism in Eukaryota, Viridiplantae, Streptophyta, Magnoliopsida, Zingiberales, Musaceae. The record is from RefSeq and is a predicted model, not a curated record. Bases 169 to 762 code for a protein of 197 amino acids. Gene Ontology annotation, molecular function: protein binding. The transcript has 7 exons.
GGACCAACCUAAUGGCUGAAGGAAGAAGUCUGAACUAAGAUCUUUGACCAAAAGAUCUAUAGAAGUGAGCAGAAACUGCGUUCAUGCACUGUGCCUCCUGGAGAAAGAAGAUAGGAGGAGGAAAUUGAUACUGCAACUUGGAACCCCAACAUCAAUUAAUCUGCUACCAUGAAGAUUCAGCAUAUAGCUCUUCUUUUGCUUGGACUUGCAAGUGCAACAGUGGUGAAAUGCAACAUAGAAGGUGAUAUCCUCUAUUCUCAGAAGAAGGCAUGGAAGGAUCCUAACAAUGUCCUCCAGAGCUGGGAUCCAACCCUUGUCAAUCCAUGCACCUGGUUUCACAUCACCUGCAACAAUGAAAACUCUGUCAUACGAGUGGAUUUGGGUAAUGCAGGACUCUCUGGAGGUCUUAUUCCAGAGCUGGGAAGAUUGACACAGCUUCAAUACCUGGAGUUAUAUGCAAACAAUAUAUCUGGGCCCAUACCAGCUCAACUUGGGAAAUUAACAAAGUUGGUGAGCUUGGAUUUGUACCACAAUCAAUUGAGUGGGCCAAUCCCUUCUUCUCUUGCCAAUAUCAAGUCUCUGAAGUAUCUGAGGCUUAAUGGAAAUGGACUCUCUGGAAUAAUACCCAAAAAAGUGCUUGAUCUUGUCCUCACUGGCAACCUGACUGAAAUGAAUGUUUCAGAUAAUGAGCUGUUUGGGACAAUCAGAACAUCCAAGAAAAGGGUUACAACAAUUACUCAGGACGCGAAGAUUUCCAGCUAAGUUUGAAUUCAGUGCAGCUCAAGAAAUAUCAAAUUUGCUCAUGUUCUUCUUUAAGGCUGACUUCUUUUCAUGCCAAAGGUUGAAAUGUUUGUGGUGUAACUUUGCUUUAUAAUGACUAUAGUAUAAUAUAAGAGGAAAAACAAUCCAAUAAGUUGCAAGUGAAUCUGCAGAAUCUAGUGGUAAUGGCCCUAAUGGUGGAAAGCACCUUCAUGAAGCUUGUCCCUGGACUAACCACUAAAGCAUCUCCCAAUAGAGAUACUGUGAUCAACAAUGUUCUCCUUCUCUUAAAUAAUAUAACAAUGUUGCCAA